Dama dama (fallow deer) is the source of this 2081-nucleotide messenger RNA. RefSeq names its product cilia and flagella associated protein 99 (gene CFAP99). Lineage: Eukaryota; Metazoa; Chordata; Mammalia; Artiodactyla; Cervidae. The record is from RefSeq and is a predicted model, not a curated record. Bases 144 to 2081 code for a protein of 645 amino acids. The transcript has 16 exons.
CCCGCGCAAGUCGGGGGGGAGGGCGACCGCGCUUGCAAGUCGCCGAGUAGCCGGAGGGGUGUCGGCGGCACCGCGGAGAGGCCGGCCCCGGCCGGGAGGAGGGUCUGCCCGGCAGCGCUCACCUUGGGGUCCCGCCCCGGAAGAUGGCCUACUAUGGAAAGUGCAUUGAAACGGUGAUGAAGCACCUGGACCGAUUUCAGCCUAAGAAGGACAGUCCCGAGCAGUUCCUGGAGGCCGUGGCUGACUCCCUGCAGACACUGAGCCCCCAGAAGCAGGCGUUCAUCAUGGAGAUCCUGUCAGGGUGUCUGGAGUACCGCAAGCUGCUGACCAUCGUGGUGGAUGCCUUCUAUGUGCGGGAAGGCCGGCUCUGCCCGCGGGCUGACUACAGCCUCUUUGAGGUGAUCUGCUACUUGGCCACGUUCCAGCUGGAGGAGCUCGGCUUUCAGCUCUUCUGUGACGUCCUGCGGUCCCAGCCGGUCCACAAGGUGUGCAAGUUCCUCGGGUUCCUCUUCAACCCCUUGAACCUCGGCUCAUGGAUCAAGGACGAGUGGAGCCUUGUCUACGAGACGUCCCACGUAAAGGAGAACUGGAUCGACCCCCUGAUGAGGUGGCAGCCGGAAGUCCAGGAGCUGAUCGACCAGCUGCAGGGGGAGCUGACCAGCCAGCCCUCUCCUCCAAAGAGCAAGGCCAAGGUCACAGAGCCCAAGGAGUUCAGCCUGACCACCCCCAGGCCCCGCGCCAUCCCCGUGCCUGAGAUGGUCCCCAAGGUGGCCAAGACCAGACCGGUCCCCAGGAGCACCUACCAGCCGCCCAAGGAGCAGCGGCUGCUGGAGAUGACCAAGAGAUACAACCGCUGGAAGGCCGAGGAGCUGCUGCUGCGUGCUAACAUCGAGGAGCUGCGGUGCGCGGUGCCCAGGAGCCGCGGGGAGCCCCAGCUGCAGGGCUCCAAGAAGAAGCCGCGGCUCCGGCUCCCACCUCGUAUCCUCAAGACCCAGAAACUGACCUUCUAUACGCCUAACGACAGUGCCCCGGUCAAGCUCAACACGGCCGCCAUCCUGCGCGAAGGGGCCUUGUACCAGCGGCAGGUGGAGAAGGAGCUGCAGAGGGUGGACCGGCUCGUGGACGGGGCCGGGGACUUCUCCGAGUUCCUCGAGUGGCAGAGGCGGAUGCAGGCGAAGGACCGGGAGGAGCAGCUGGCCGCGGGCGAGGUCCGCCGGCUGCGGGGGAAGCUGAGCCACGAGGCGGCGGCGCUGGCGCGGCAGCAGGUGGCACGGGAGAAGAGGAGGACGGCAGAGCUGAAGAAGGAGGAGACAGCCGAGCUGAUGCAGCGGUGCGCAGAGAGGCGCCUCCAGGAGGAAAUGUCCAUGAAGGAGCUGGUGGAGCAGGUGAUAGAGACACAGAAGAACGUCAAGGUGGCGCAGACGGAGCUCCGGAAAGGCCGCCGGCGGAUAGCUCAGGAGGUGACGGAGCAGAACCGGGAGCUGCUGCAGCGCAGCGCAGAGGCGGCCAAGGAGGAGCAGAAGCGGCGCUGCGACCUCGUCUCCCAGCUGCGAGCCCUGGAGUCUCAGCCCACGCGCAGGGGCAAGCUGGUGGACCUGACCCAGAUCCCUGGCCACGGCCUGGAGGGGGAGAUGUCGGUUGUGGAGUUGCGUGAGCGGCUGGCCCUGCUCAAGGAGACCCGGCGUCGCCAGGAGGAGGAGCGACGAGACCAGAUCAUCCAGGGCAAGCGCGCCAAGAGCCAGGAGCUGCGGGACACGCUGGAGCAGGUGGCGCUGUGCCGUGCUGCCAUGGGGAGGUCUGCAGCCCUGAGGUGGGAGGAGAAGAAGGCGCGCUGGGCGGCCGCCGGAGCGCCCUCCCAGGACGAGCGUGUGCUCGAGCUGCAGCGCCGGAUCCAGGAGAAGGCGGCCGAGCGGCGCGCGCGGGCGGCCUCGGGGCACGUGCCGGCGCCUCGGGCAGUGCGCCCCAAGCAGCGGGCGCAGCUGGAGGCGCAGCGCAGGCUGGAGCUGGAGCGGAGCCGCGAGCGCUGGCUGCGGGCGCAGCAGCCCGGAUGCGGGCCCGCGCGCCGCCUGGGGGCCGCCUGA